Melanotaenia boesemani (Boeseman's rainbowfish) is the source of this 1229-nucleotide messenger RNA. It is a transcript of the gene cd63, whose product is annotated as CD63 molecule. The record is from RefSeq and is a predicted model, not a curated record. Gene Ontology annotation, cellular component: membrane. NCBI's taxonomy places the organism in Eukaryota, Metazoa, Chordata, Actinopteri, Atheriniformes, Melanotaeniidae. The transcript has 8 exons. Bases 140 to 862 code for a protein of 240 amino acids.
GGGGGAGCACGCGGGGAGCAGAGCUCACUGAGGUCUGAGUGUGAACGCAGCAACUUCGUGUGAAACUUCGACACCUUGUUGUUUUCCUUCCUUCGGGGAUUUUGAAGUACCAUUUUAUCUACAAGGAUCUUCAUCAGCCAUGGCUAUAGAAGGGGGAUUGAAAUGUGUCAAGUUUCUGCUUUUUCUUUCCAACUUCAUUUUCUGGUUAUGUGGAAUUGCACUGAUUGUUGUGGGAAUCAUGGUUCAGAUUUCCCUCCAUAAGACCUUCAUGAUCCGUGAUGCAUCAGCCUCAGGAAUUCCCAUUGUGCUCAUUGGAGUCGGUGUCUUGAUUUUCUUCAUCGCCUUCUUUGGCUGCUGCGGAGCCUGGAAAGAAAACUACUGCAUGAUUACCACGUUUGCCGUCCUUCUCUCACUGAUCAUCAUCACUGAGAUUGCAGCAGCAAUUGCUGGAUACGUCUUCAGAAAGAAACUCUCAGCUAUUGUCCAGGACAGUCUCACGGAAAUGAUUGGCAACUACAAAAAUGGCUCAGCAGAUUUCAUAAAGAGCGUGGAUCAACUGCAGGAGGGGUGGAAAUGCUGUGGGGUGAACAGCUCUGCUGACUGGAGAGAUUUCGGCCCUGAUGGGAAGACAGUGCCUGAUUCAUGCUGUCGCAAUGUCACCAAAGACUGUGGAAAAGGGAACAUGAUGGAUCAAAACAAAGUGUACCUCAAGGGUUGUCAUGAUGUCCUGGAGACUACCCUGAAGAACAACAUUCACUGGGUGAUAGUUGCAGCUCUUGUUAUUGCUUUCAUUCAGAUAAUGGGCAUCGUGUUCGCCUGCUUGCUGAUGAGAGGCAUCCGCGAAGGCUAUGAAGUCAUGUAAUAAACUCUUUUGUAGGUGUUGGCUCGUUAAGCCACUCUAAUUGGGAUCUUCAUUAGGAAACGUUUUCAUAAAUGUUAAUUUGCUUCCUAUAUCAUACACAGAACAGUAUGUUUUUACUUACUCAAAUUUUGGGUUUUUAUUUUAAUAGGUGAGCCAUAUCCCUGCUUUGAUGCUGUACAUGCAUAAGAAUGAAAUGUUAGAGAAGGUUAAUGUCCACUGUAAUGUGUAAGUACGUGUUGUUGGUUAUGAAGGAAGUCUGAACUCUUUUUCUUUGUUACUGUUGAGAGAUUUCAAAUCUAUUUUUGGGUUGAGUUUUUAUGUGUUGCCGGUUGCCAGUUUCCAUUUUUAUUAAAGAUUCUUUAAAUUA